UUACCAAGCUACUAAAUUUACAGACGCUGAAACUCUAUCGUUGUAGUUCACUUAAAGAGUUACCGCAGGGCCUUAAGAAGUUGGUCAAUCUUAGGCAUUUAGACGUUAGUGCUUGUACCAAAUUGACGCAUAUGCCCCUUGGACUUGGGCAUCUUACUUCUCUUGAGAUACUAACGUGGUUCGUCGUGAGGCGAGGGGGUUCCAAGGCUAGCUCGUAUAGUUGGUAUAAGAAAAAACAGGCUGAGUCUGGUGGUGGGCUAAGUGAAUUGAAGGAGCUGGGCAAUUUGGGAGGAAGUCUAUUCAUUAGAAAAUUGGGACAUGGAGAAGAUGACAUGGUGGAAUGUAAAGCCACAAAUAUGAACCAGAAACAACAUCUUCAAGAGCUGAAAUUAUCGUGGAAUGAAGAGUGGGAUGAUGGAGAAACUGAAUGUUAUGAUGAGAUGUCACUGGAAGGGCUCCAGCCACAUCCAAAUCUUAAAGCGUUGGAAUUGAAUAAUUAUAUGGGUGUGAGAAUUCCAAGUUGGGUCUCUUCUCUCACUAAUCUUGUCAAAUUGAUAUUAGAUGAAAAUGAGAGAUAGAGUGAAGACUUUGUCUUUUCUAAGUCAAAAGAACACAAGAAUGAUUGAAUAGAGUCUAAUUUUUCAUACAUGCACAAAUUUUAAGUUAGAUUGGAUUGAUUUGAAUUCUUAUCUGUUACUCAAUUAAAUAUUACUAAUUAAGGUUUUUCAUUUCACUUGAAUUCCAAUUAAGGCUGAGGAGAACAUCAUUGUUCUUUUCAUUUGAAAUUUUGUUUAUUUCUCUACCUCCUAAAGAAAUAGCGUUUGCUUCUUAACUUUGGUUGUGCAGUCUCUGUUCGAACUUUGGGCUACAUUACACAUGAUCUUUUUUAUAAUCACUGGAAAGCAGAGGGGGUGAUCUGUGUAAUGGAUGGAUAGAGUGUUUGGAGUUUUUAGGCCAAAGAGAGGUAAAAGGGGUAAGGAUGGUUGAGCAGUGAAGGGUAAGAGAGGCAGUUUAAUUAAAUUUCCCAAAGGAAGAGUAAUUUGCUGCAAAGAGAUGCAGAGCUUUGCUUUUUGUGCAGUCUGGAGGUUCCUGUAUGUGUGCAAGUUGACAAUUUCAGGUGCAGGGCAAAUUUGUGCUUGCUCCAUUGAGAUGGCUUUUGAGACUUCCACAACAAAAUACCUCUUCGAUAACUACUGUUAUCUCUACAUUAGCAUGGUACUAGUCAUCCUUGAAGUAGUAUUUCAAGUCUUCUUAAGGCUGCUUAGGAUACCACAGUACUCCAAUCAAUGGGCAUGUGAGACUGGGAAACACUUACAUGAACUCAGAAGCUUGUAUGCAUGUGCAAUGGAUUCCCUUUUACUUAGAUGCUAUGUGUGUCUGUUUCAUGUUAUAGUAUCAUUUUCCAAAUCGUAUUAUUUCUCUUUUGCAGUUUGGUGUAGGUCACUGUAUCGGUGAGUCUUUGAAGUAAGU
Messenger RNA from Quercus lobata, 1470 nucleotides. RefSeq lists its product as uncharacterized. NCBI's taxonomy places the organism in Eukaryota, Viridiplantae, Streptophyta, Magnoliopsida, Fagales, Fagaceae. Bases 1054 to 1455 code for a protein of 133 amino acids. The record is from RefSeq and is a predicted model, not a curated record. The transcript is spliced from 3 exons.